Messenger RNA from Paramormyrops kingsleyae, 3699 nucleotides. NCBI's taxonomy places the organism in Eukaryota, Metazoa, Chordata, Actinopteri, Osteoglossiformes, Mormyridae. The record is from RefSeq and is a predicted model, not a curated record.
GUAACAAACAUCACCACUUUAACAUCUAAUACAACAGCUGCAAGACCAACUACAACCACAUCAACAUCUGAUUUUACAUUGGAGAUGUCAUUUAAAAUUCUACUCGCCUUUGACCAACAUUUGGCUAAUUCAUCAAGCUCAAUGUUCAAAACAUUUAAAUCAGACAUAGAACCAACUCUCACUAAAAAUUACGGAAAUUUAAAUGGUUUUGUUGAAGUCUAUGUCCUUGGCUUCAGGAAUGGCAGUGUGGUUACAGAUUUUGUACUGAAGGCAAACAGUGUGAAUUCCACUGCAAUUGCCACACUGAACAGUAAGGUUGCAGUGGAUCUUCAGGCCCAGGGUUACAAUGUUGACCCAACUUCCUUCAGUGGAGUUAUUCAAGGAAAUCAGCCUUUUAUAAAGAACUAUGAUAUUAUAUAUCCUGGUACCACUUUGCAGCUGACUUGUGUGGUUCCAGUAACUAUGCAAAUGGGAACUGGGUCAUGGUUCGUGAAUGGUCUGCCGGUGUCAAACAAUGCAAAGUAUUCAAUCACCAAUUCACCUCCCACACUGACUGUUCAGGACAUGAGCGGUGAUGACAAUGGAAUAUACAUGUUCACAAUGACUCAGUCGUUCUUGACAUUCACCCAUGAGGAAUCCAUUUCAGUGACAGAUGUUGUUCCUCCCAUUAUUCAGCUGAACAUGUUAGCAACUAAUGUUCCAUGUGGAGCAAAUGAAAAUAUCCCAUUGGAGUGUUGUGUUACAUACUACCUAAUUAAAAACGUUACAGCAAAAUGGAUGGACGGUUCUGUUGAAAUACCCUCUGUACAGACCACAACAAACAUGCUAUGUGUCAGUGCUGCAUACCCAGUACCAAAUCAAUGCAAUACAAAGGAACUCACAUGCCAAGUGAUUGUCAAGAAAAUAUCUACAACUCAAACAUUGACAAAAAAUGUAACGCUAAUGUUUUUCAGUGGAGCACCUGACUGUAAGGACCCCACAACAUAUGGUCUUGGGAAGAAUGGAAAUACAUCUACUGUUUCCUGCCCAGCCAAUUUUACAGGCAGCAGGACUGCAGUUUGUGAAAAUGGGAAUUGGGCCCUUGUGGAGGACAAUUGUGUCUUUAGCAUAAUAAAGACACUAGAACUGUUUUCUCAGAGUCUGAGUUCAGCUAAUGUAUCAUCAUUUGUGAAUGAUCUUAGGAUAACCACUACCAAUUAUACAACAAUCAUAACACAGUCACCAGCCACCAUUAUCUCUAUUGUGAACAUACUUCGCAAAGUUGCAAAUGUUUCACAAAAUAUAAGCAAAACUUCAAUGCAGGAUGUUUUGGAAACAGUAUCAGUUUUAGUAUCAGCCCAAGCUAAGGAAUCCUGGGCAGGACUGAACAGUAACAACAGAACCCAAAACACAAGUUCUGCUUUACUGGAGUCAAUAGAAAACAUUACACACAGCCUAUCAAGCAAUUCCUUUACAAUUAUUACAACAAACAUUCAGUUAAACAAAACAACAUUAACAUUCCCUUUCAAUGAAGCCAUGAAUUCAUCUCAGAUACUUAUCCCAAGUCAAGGUCUUUCCAGCAACAUGGCUAUCACAACAAUCGUCUUUACGACUCUUGACUUUGUCUUACCUAACAGGACCACUGGAAACAGUACGAACAACUCCAUCAAUGGAAUUGUCUUGUUAGCCUAUGUAAAUGAAACCAUUAAUAAUGUUUCACUGACAUUUGAUAAAACAAACAAAACAAAGGGAAACAACCAGUGUGUUUUUUGGAACUUCAAAAUUUUUGAAGGCACCGGAGGCUGGGACUCUACUGGAUGCAAACUGGAUUCUGAAACGAAUGUCAGUGUCACCUGUUCCUGUAACCACCUGACUUCCUUUUCGAUAUUAAUGUCACCUUACGUACCUGAAUACAUUGAGGUUGCUCUGAAUUACAUCACCUACAUUGGAGUCAGCAUAUCAAUGGGAUGUCUGGUCUUAUGCCUUAUAAUUGAAGCAUUUGUGUGGAGCGUUGUCACUAAGAACAGCACGUCACACAUGCGACAUGUCGCUAUAGUGAACAUUGCUCUGUCUCUGCUUAUUGCUAACAUAUGGUUCAUCAUUGGAGCAGCGGUGUCAAACGUAGGCCAGAGCACACCGAAGAAUGCAUGCAGUGCUGCAACCUUCUUCAUUCACUUCUUUUAUCUUGCCUUGUUCUUCUGGAUGCUGGUCUCAGCUCUCUUGCUCUUCUACUGCACCGUGAUGGUUUUCUCCCGCAUGUCCCACAUGUCAAAGAGCACUAUGAUGGCCAUCGCCUUCUCAGUGGGCUACGGGGCACCACUCAUCAUUGCCAUAAUCACCAUUGCAGUCACUGCCCCCAAAAAUGGCUACUUCAGGCAAGAUGAUGCAUGUUGGUUGAACUGGUACCAGACUAAGGCCCUCCUGGCAUUUGUGAUUCCAGCCUUGAUCAUCGUCGUUGUGAACCUGCUCAUUCUAAUUGUGGUUCUGUUUAAAACACUGAUGAGGGGUGUUGGUGAGAACCGUCAGUCUGAUGAGAAGAAUGCUCUGGUGGUCAUCGCAAGGUGUGUCGCUGUUUUAACUCCCAUCUUUGGCAUCACCUGGGGACUUGGCAUAGGGACCAUGGUGGCACCCGCAAAUCCCGGAGUCCACAUUGCAUUUACAAUCUUCAAUUCACUUCAGGGGUUCUUCAUUUUAGUAUUUGGGACUCUUUUAGACAGCAAAAUUCGAUCAGCAGUUGUUGGAAGAUUUUCAUUUUUGCGUUCAUUAUCUAGCCGAACAAGGAGCACAAGUGCUGGUCCAUCUUUGUCCUCUUUGGCUGAACGUAUUAAACGAAGGAGGCAAAAUGUUUCUGCUUCUGAUUCUUCAACAAGUCUUAGGGCUUCGGAUGCAUUAAUCAGUGCUUAGCUGCCUGGUUGCUCAACUGAUGGUGCGAAUUUUUCUCAGAAACAGCUAAAUGGUUUUACAAAAAAAUUAAAUAGAAAAGUAAUUAUAAUAAUAAUAUAUUAUUAUUAAUUAGAAAUUAAUACAGUGUGUAUCCCUGAGUGGCGUGUAUAUUGUUGAUUUCUCUGACUGUGCUGCUGCUAAUAUUAAGCUUAUAGUGGCUGUUAAUAAUUUUUUUACUCUUUUCAUAUGGGUCUGAUGCAUCGAAACCAUUCUGUGCCAUAAGGGUUGUUGAGUUUGUAAUAUUCAUUAUCCCUCCUCCAAAUAAUAUAUUUGUUUUUUGGAACGUUGGAUGUUUAAAACACUUGUAAUCUGACUGCCUGUGGUUGCUUUUUAAAUACUAUUAUUUUUCUUUAUAAAGGGAAGAUUUAGUAUUCCAGAAAUGUUCACAUUAAAAUUAGUUUAAAAAUUAUUUAUGCCAAAAAAGUCAGAGUCGUCUUUUAUUCAGGCCAAUACGGUAAUUUUUUUAUUUUUGGUUUUUUGUCACUUGAGUCACUGGAUAUUCAGAUUUAUCUCUCUUUUUUUCUGUGAACACAAACACUGUAUUUAAUCACUUAUGUUUUCAGUAGCAAUAUUAGUCUCUCUCCAUUUUUAAUGGAAGUAUAAUGAAAUAUGUAUCAAUGAAGUAUAAUGAAAUAUGUAUUCUGUCAGGUUUAUCUCAUUGUGGUAAUUAUUCAGCCUAUUUUAAUAAUGUAAUAUGGUGUCAAUAAUAUAAUCAAUUUUGUGUAUCAUAUUUUGGGCUGUGUAACAUUAUCUAUAAUAAAACUAUUACAAUGUGUC